AUGGAAUCUAUGAAUUUGGGGCAUGUAUCACGUAAAUCAACUGAAGUUGUAUAUAAGGGAAUAGAAUUCAAGCUCGUUGUAUCUGUACUUACAUAUGGUGAGCAGAAAUAUGCUAUGAAGUUAUCACUAACUUCGUUUUCACCACCUGAUAUUGCUGCUAAGCUUGGUGGUCCAUGGGAAGGUAUUUACACUUGGAAUUCACUAAAGAAAAGUUUUGGAAAGUUUGUAAAUUCGAAAUAUACCAUGCUUGAUUUUGCUGAUAUAGUCCUCAAAGUAUCAAGUUGUGUUGAUGAAAAUGGAGAAAAUAAAUUGAUGGAAUUAGUGAAAUGCUCGAAUGACUUUAAAGAUCGAAGUAACUCUGCUAGUAUAAUUAAUAAUAUUGAGUUUCACCCUAAUGAUUAUUUUUUGAUAAUGAGAAUAUUUGAAUCAGGUAUUGUAUAUCCAUUUCACUUAAAGUCUUUAUAUUUAAAUAGGCAUAGAUCAAAUGUAUCUGAAGACCUAAAUGACUUAGUAAAACUAUUACAACUAGAAAAUAGUAUGCUGGAGACAAGUAUUGCAAGUCUAAAUAGUGAAAUUGAGGAAAAAUUGCAAUUUGAUGGAAGUAAAGUUCAAUGCUCUUGUAUACAUAGAGGGCUUUCUGAUAAUACAAAAGAAGAUACCCAAGUAGAUGUUAUUAUUAAUGAAGAUAAUAAAGAUAAGUCUAACAUAGAGGAAAUUAAAAUAAUAGAUAAUAAAACCGAUCAGAAUACUGAAGUUAUGGGAAACUUGCAAUUUAAUGAAAGAUCAAUCCAAGACAAGAUGGUGCAGUGUGAAUACGAUACACUAACUGAUGGAGUCAGUAGUACUAAACACGAUAAUUUCGCUUUCAAUAGAAAGUUGGAUAACUUUGAAGAGGAAAAUAAAGAUAUAUCUUUCUUUAGAAGUGAUCAAACUUUAGAUAAAGAGAUAUUGACAGAAAUAUCAGUGCCUCAGAACCUUGACAGAUCAGCAUUUCUUGAUUCUCCAUUAUCUCGUAAUACUUUUAAUAUAUCUGAACUAAGAGGAAAUGAAAAAUAUAGGGACAGUACUAGUAAUACUACAAAUUUUAAUGGCAAUUUAUACAACAAAAUAUAUCGUAAUAGACCCUUUUCAGGUGGAAAUUAUUCUUCAAGAACUAGUAUAGAUAAACCUAAAAGCUAUAAUAGAAAAAUAACUCCGUUAUUAAUUGAAUCUAAACGUAUUAUUGACUUAUGCAAUGAUACUGCAGUAUAUGGAACGAAACCUUCAACUAUUCGCUCAACAUUAGCCACUAUCAGACGUGUUCAAAAUGAACUUGAUAUUAUAGAUGGAGUCCCACUACAGAGUAUUGGCAAAUCUUCAACAAAGUCGUAUUCUGAAAAGAAACUUAAACACAAUGAUAAAUAUUUUGAAUUAAAUAUGAAAAAUGAAAACAUUCGAUCUCCAUUAAGAAAUAAUACACCUCAACCUAUAAUGUCAAAGGAAGAGUUAAUUAAUGAAUUAUCUAAAACUAAUGAUAUCAGCCAAAGAAUUAAUAUAUUAAAAGAUAUUAUUAGAACUACGAAAAGAAAUAGUAAUAAUUCACAGUUAUUUUAA
Messenger RNA from Cryptosporidium muris RN66, 1593 nucleotides. RefSeq lists its product as uncharacterized. The record is from RefSeq and is a predicted model, not a curated record. Bases 1 to 1593 code for a protein of 530 amino acids. The transcript has a single exon. Lineage: Eukaryota; Apicomplexa; Conoidasida; Eucoccidiorida; Cryptosporidiidae.